Molecule: messenger RNA, 2567 nt
Organism: Clarias gariepinus (North African catfish)
Lineage: Eukaryota; Metazoa; Chordata; Actinopteri; Siluriformes; Clariidae
Gene: ints10
Product: integrator complex subunit 10
Exons: 17
Coding region: 123-2372 (749 amino acids)
Biological process (GO): snRNA processing
Cellular component (GO): integrator complex
Source: RefSeq, a predicted model, not a curated record
AUGCGCAGUGUAGUCAUUGUUGUUACGCCUAAAAGUCUUAUGUUUUAUUUGUGUGUUUUAUGAAUAGAGGAGCUCAGUCGUCCUGGUUUUCAACCCCAGCCCUGGAGCUGUAGCAGUAAAACAUGUCGGCGCAGGGGGAUUGUGAGUUCUUGGUGAAACGCGCGCGCGAGCUCGUGCCCGAUGACCCGUGGGCUGCUAAAGCCUGGCUGAUCACCGCGCGCACACUUUAUCCCGCCGACUUUAACAUACAGUAUGAGAUGUACAUAAUUGAGCGCAAUGCAGAGCGGACAUCUUCGGCUGGCAGACUGCUCUAUGAUAUAUUUAUUAAAUUCCCGGAGCAGCCGGUGGUGUGGCGCGAGAUCAGUUUGAUCACAGCGGCACUGAGGAACGACAGCCAGGACAAGCAUGCACAGUUCCUCAAAGGAGUGUUUGAGACUCUACCAGGCCCUGUGCAGUGUCAGAUGCUUCUCAAGGCUACAGAACAGUGUUUUAACACUCUGGAGAAAGCGGAGAUGCACCUGCUGCUGCUGAAGAGAUUUCCAGAGUCUGUGGUACAGCACGGGGUGAAUUUAGGAGAGUCCCUGCUGGAGGCGGAGAACAUGCAGGACCUGGACACACCAGUCAACUGCUACAGGAAACUGUUUGUAUGUGACGUCCUGCCGUUGAUCAUUAACAACAUGGAGAUGCGGCUUCCUGCCGGUCUGUUGCACAAGUACAUGCACAAAGCGGCAGAGUUCUACAUCGGCUACGUGACACGAGGCCCCUGCGCGGACGCCCAGUUAGCGGGUACCCAAGAAGGAGGAGGCCUUAAGUCUCCUGGAAAGGGGCGGGGCCAACGGGGUAUGAUUGACGGAUUGUCAGAGAAGUCGUCGUUAGUGAUGGAGCCUUGGGAGCGCCUGCUGGAGAUUGUUGGGUCAGUGGGGUUGAGGUGCGAGUGGCAGGGAGAGAAGGGCACCAGGACGUACUCAGAACUACUGCAGCGGGUUAAGGAAUUGUGCCGCUAUUUGCCCGGUCUGGAGGGCGAGACUUUCUCUCGCUGCUGCGCCCAAAUCGUCACCUGCUCCACACUAGUGCUGUUCCGCAGUGCGCACUUCUACAUCUCCACAGUGCAGCCCUCUCUCUUUCAGGGUCAUAACUCUCUGGGCUCGACUCCAUGGGUUCUGGUGGAGGAUCUUUCGACUGUGUUUAACGACAUCGAGCCUGAGAGACCGAGCGGAAAACACGCGCACAAGAAACGCAAACUUGCAGAUGGACGUGAGAAAACAAUGAGCUCUGAUGACGAGGACGCUCUGGGUAAGGGACGAGGAAGACACGUUCUGGUGAAUAAGACUGAAAUGCCGGCAUGGGCCGAGACGUUAGAGCAUUUCAUAACGGCCAGAGAGAGCUGGGACCUCUUACACUCGCACGAGACUCUGGAAUUAGAGUUCAACAAGAUCUGUGCCGCAUGGAAGACUGAAACCUGGCUUUGGUUCCGGAUCUUUCUUACCGAUAUGAUUAUAUAUCAGGGUCAGUACAGGAAAGCUCUGUCCAGUCUGUUACAGCUGUCAUCUCUUCAGCCCCAGCAGAUCCAGAACACACACACGUCAGCCUCCAGCCUAGAGACACACAGAGCUUUAAUCCAGCAAGCAUCUUGCCACUACGCUCUCGGGGAGCACCGGCUGGCAUGUGAGAAACUUUUAGAGGUUGUAAGUGGUUUGGUGCCUCAGAAUCAGGAGGCAACAAAGUCCGGCGAGGAGCAGAACCGAGGAAGGAACAAAGUUAAGAAAAGCAACGACCUGAGGCUUAUUCCCUGCACUAGCAAAGACAUCCUGCCCUUCUGUCUGCAGCUGAUGCUGGCCUGCUUCAAAUUGCGGGCGUUCACAGAGGGCAGCAGAGAUGACCUGUCUCUGGGUCACGUGAUCGUCCUGUUGCAGCACGAUUGGCCGCAGGGAGAGACACUUUUCCUGAAGGCGGUGGACAAGAUUUGUGACCAGGGGAGUUUUCAGUACGAGAACUUCUUCAACUACGUCACGAACAUUGACAUGUUGGAAGAGUUUGCAUACCUCCGUACAUCAGAAGGUGGGCGGGUCCAACUGGAGUUAUUGCCCAAUCAGGGGAUGCUAAUUAAGAACCCCAGCCCCGCCCUGGGGGUGGAGUUAAAUACCCUGCUGCUUCCUGGGGCUCAGAAGGCUGACAGGUACCCCUCCCUCAUCAUUAAACCUCGCCCAUGCCUAAACUCCACCCCCAGCCUGCUCAUACGCCGCAAAACUUCGCUGUAUUUCUCCCUUUUCUUUUACUUUGUUGUUAAAUCCACAGGGUUUUCAUUUCAUAAGUGUUUUGGUUUCUAUCCAUGGCAUAUGUUACAGUGUUGUCUCAUUUUGUUGUUAUCGUGAUCGUUGUUGCUGCUGUUGUACAUUUGGAUGAAAUCAAAUGUGCUCUUUCAGUAUCAUUAUUAGUGUGUUACUAUGCAAAGAUUCCCAACAUCUGUAUAUUUUGUUGUUGUUUUUGUUGAGCCUGUCACAAGAUAUCUGUUCUAUAUGCAUGUUUUAAUAACUGAAGAUCUCACGGAGGGGUGUGUGUGUGUGUGU